GUUGCUGAAAACGGAUGUGUCCUGCCAAGUGCUUUGUUGAUCUUCGUGUCUGCUUCGCCGCCAUUUGUUAGCAGUUGUGUUCUUUUAUCUUCCCGUGUGUGCUGUGUUGAUGGUGGCAAGGUAAUUCUGUUUUUUACAGUUAAAAAACUGGCGAUUAGAAGCUAUCAUCUUCGGAUGAUGAAUCGACUUAUCGGAAUGUAGUGAAUAACCCGUGUGCGGUCUCCCAAAAUCGAUAAAAGUGAUUGGGUGAAAGUGUGUGCGGCGAAGCUCUGUUUGAAAAAGUAGCGACGACGACGAUAGGAAGGCAGCGGCCGUCGUCGAGAUGCGACGACGGAGAUCAAUUGAGUCAGCCGCCAACCAUACCGUGUACAAACGUAAUGUACAGCACUUGGUACCAAUACCAGAAUCAUAAGCAUCAAUAACAGCAGUAACAUCAGCCGAAGGAAAAAACAGCAAUAUCAUCACAAACAGCGCCAAGUUAGCUUGUGGGAGACAUACUAACCACCGUCAAUAAUAAGAGCAUGAAUAGCAAACAUCAUUGCCAUCCAAUCCACCAAGAGCAGUGAAUGCUGCGAGCUAGCUGCGGCCGUAUUAGUCGAUGUAUUGGUGAUAUCCGAAGUGUGUACAUCGAAUCGAAAGGCCGUCGCACCGACCGAGGCGCUGUAGAACAGUGGGGAAGACGACAAAAAGAGACACUCUCUUGGUUUCGGUUGUUCGAUUCGAUUGCAGCGAGCUCUGUGGUCGGUGAGAAGAGAUCACUGAUCUGCUCGGACUUAACAUACUUUCUAAAUAUAAUUGACUCUCGACGUGGGAAUCGAACGGACGGAUUAUUUUGCCUUCCCGUAGUGCUGAAGUAAGAAGCAAAGUUUUUCUGUACUGUCCUCACAGUAGUGAUUGAUGUCCAGCCCUGUUUAAAAUUGCUACUAGCUAGUAGUAAGAAUUAAGUGCAGGGUUGCUGUAGUGAGUGCGUCAUGCUUUUGGCGAAUCGAUUAACGACUCGAGGCAAACAUGGAUAAGUAUUGAUUGUAGACCCCAAUUGGUGAAAGUGCGAAAAGUGCUCUACAAUUUCGGGAAAAAGUUUUCUUUUUCGGUAAAGUAAGGAAAAGGGAAAAUUCUUCAAUUUUUCUUCCAUCUGCACCUGUGUUAGUGGCAGCAGGCGCAAUUUUAUGUAGAGGGCGCUCUUGUGUGCAUUUGUGACCAAGGAGAAGUGCAUAGAUAUAACAUAAAUCGUGUGUACCGUAUAUGUAUUAGGGUAGUGUCUUGAAGUUAAAGAUCUGGUUCGGUGACAGACUGAAUCGAAGAAACUGGCAGCACGGAUUCCAGUGCUGGCGAAUGGAAUAAGUCAAUCGCCUUUUGCAGAUAAUGGGUGUGUAUUGAUAUCAACCUUUGGAUGGUUUUAGCUUACCACCUUUCCAUUUGGACGGGGUGGAUGUGUAUGUGUAUUUUCGCAAAUGUCAAAUAUGACAACAGUGUUUUAGCUUGUUUUCUGUAUCCGCCAUUUUCUGCCGUCGCCAUCGAACGGGUAAUUUUAUCGUUUUUGCAUGUGAAGUUUACGGUUGCAAAGAAACCUCUAGCGUCAGAAACAUCACAGACUAUAUGCUGGUGACACGUUAGCUGGAGUUCAGCGGAAAUAGUGCAGUUGAAGGAGAAUUUUCCAAGUGAAAAGUAGUUCGCUGAAUCGCCUUUAAAGUGUGCUAUAGUCUAGUUGGAAAAAGGGAGCAAGUAGCAAAAAGAGAAUAUCCCUCAUAACUAUUUCUUGGUGUUGCGUUUCACUGGUGUAUCGUUAAUAAAGGAAUAAGAGAAUCGUAGGAGUGUUAGUGUAUGUGGCGCUUGCCCUCGGAUACAUCGCAGUGGUAGUUGUGCCAGUUUCACCAUCUCGAUACAAUUAUACAAAUUGUGAAUAAAAUAGUAAACCGUAAUAGAGCAGAAAAGGCAGUAAUAGCAGCAGCCGUGUAGAAAUUGUUUUUGCUUCUAGUGAAAAUGUUAAGAAUAACACAACCAUGACGCACCAGAAUCACCAAACUAACGGCGCAAGUUUGGAAGAUUGCCACACAAACUUUUUUGCCUUGGCUGAUCUGUGCGGUAUAAGAUGGCGUAAGUUGGUACAGGGCGAACGGCCGAACGCCUCCAGCUACCCGCUGGACGAUCCGGUGCUCCGUUCCUACUCGAAAUGUCUCGAGGUGGACAUCCUGUGCGUAUGGCGCCGGGUGGCCGCUCCGAAACCCGCCGAGCAGGACCCGAAUGUGUUCGAGAUGAGCAUACCGGGUCCGGUGACGGGUGGCACGGUCAUCCAUCCGCCGCUGUCGCUGACCGCCGCCAAGGAGCUGUGGAUCUUCUGGUACGGCGAAGAGCCAGAUCUGACCGAUUUGGUUGAUCCGGAACUGCUGAAAUCUUCCGAAGUCGACAAAGGUUCCUGGGAAGGAGGUCUUUCGUACGAGUGCCGGUCACUUCUUUUCAAGGCAUUGCACAAUGUCAUCGAACGAUGCCUCCUAGCACGGGAUGUCGUCCGGUUGGGGAAAUGGUUCGUACAACCCAGUUCCAACAACGAUCGACUAUUUGGAAAAAGCUCACACCAUUCGUCGUUUUCGUUCUCGUUCUUCGUACACGGAGACAGUACCGUGUGCGCCUCCAUGGAUAUCCGCGAACAUCCUCCGGUACGACCUCUUAUGGUCAAACAUCUCGAAGAAGCUGCUCAGUUACAAAACAGCGGCAGCAAUAAUAGCAACAAUAGCAGUAAUCCCACCCACAGCAGUAGCAACACGAAUACUAAAAAUGAUACCAAUAGUACUAACAGUAACAGCAACAAUAACAACAACAACAACUGCAGUAGCAAUGGCAAUAGUGGCAGGAAAUGCGGUGACUCGAGUACCGACACGAUUAAACCCCGGUCCGUUAUCCUGGCCCCAUUUGGUUUGGCUGCCACGCUAACCGGACAGAGCUAUAAAUUCAGCGAUCCCCAGACACAGAAGGUGCUGGACGAUUGGAGUGCGUUCUAUCCGAUCUCGAACAAAAACAUCCACCAACUCUCCGAAGGUUCUCUGGACGUUGUGCCACCCAUCGUCGAAGUGUUGACAGGUGGUAUCAAAAUGCGCUACCCUUCCAAAUAUGUGCUAGUAACGGACAUCGACGAGUGGACGUUGAACGGUGACAGUGUCAAUCUAUCAUGCCAUCAGCAAGCAGGUGCAUCCACCAACCAGGCCAAACAGCACGCAGCAACAGGCACGCUCAAAUCUCAACUGAUGGCUGAGUCCACAGUAUUGAGUGAUCUCACUGCUUCUACUAAGGCGGCAGCAGCCGCUGGGACCAAUAAUCGAAAAGCAUCCGAAUCGACUGAUCAAAAAUCUCUAAUACAUCAAUCGUUCACUGUGCCGGAAGCUCCUUCCAACGAUCUCGGAAAUCAAUCCAGCAUGUCGUCGGCUCUCACCAACAGUUCAGCGGCGGUUCUGAUUCCAGAACGGGUGUGGCAAGAUUGUAUUAUGCAUGCCAAUCCACCACCAGCGCCCGUUUCAUCACAAUCGCCGAGCGGUGGCAGCGAGCUCGGGGGUGUGUCCAUCAAAUCUGAACCAAAAGACCCAUCCGGCCAGGACUCUUCAUCUGCGGCUGACAUCGAUGCGAAUUCUAACUCGCUGUGGGAAAUCUCCGAUCCAUUAGUCAAGAUGACGUGCUCAUGUAUCAAGUGUAUCAAAAAAUUGAGCGGAACGGGGGGCGGUCCACGGAAUCACCCGUCAUCCUCGAGUCACUUUUCUGCGGCGAGAACUUCCCUCAGUGGUUGCUCGUCGUUAUCGUCAACCUGCUCCCCUUCUUCUUCUUGCUGUAGCGGCGGAAGUAGCAGCAGUGGCGGCAAACACCAUCGCCAGCACCGCAUUCCAUUCCACAAAAGACCGUUGAACCAAAACCAUCCGUUCCAUCAGGGCAGUGCUAAUGGCGGCCAGAAUUCCAACCGAACGGCCACGCACUCACCUUUUUCCUCAACAACAGCUGCCGAGGCACUGGCAAACAACAGCCCGGGCUCGGUGGGAGACUGUCUGCUCGAAUCUGCUCAAAGAUCAAACCAAAAUUGCGGGGUCGGCGGAAGUACCCCGUACGGUGGCCCACCUUCGUACGGGCGAAACCCUCUUUCGAUCGGGGAUUCACACCCAUUGCCUUCGGAAGGAUCACCCGCCAGUGCCGCUCCGUCACCAAUGCAACCUUCGUCCAUAUCGCAGCCAACGUCAGUUCCAUCGGGCGAUCAGCUGCUCACAAUGUCACCGCAUCCACCACCGUCUAACAAUCCACGAAGCGUCCAGCCGAGUACUCCAUCCUGUCUGGAUCAUUUGGACAAAAAUACUCCGGCUCCGACCCCGACAGAUCAGCAUGACAGCAAAAGUAUUACAGCUUCACCGUACCAUACACCGUCCCAUUCGGCCGGUGGAGUUCUCAGUGUGGAAGCGCCGUCAUCCCAGCAGCCGAUGCCGCAACAACAGUUACAUCAGCAACAGCAACAGCUACAGCAAUCCCAGCAGCAGCAACAGCAGCAAUCACUACAGCAAACAUCACAACAGCAGACCAAUCUAAGUUGUACCAGCAGUAGUAGUAGUAGUGGUGGCGGAACAACCAACAGUAGUCCCGGGAAUAUUCCAAGUGGUGGACAGGGAAUGAUGGGUAUCAAAAUGAAAUCAGAAGGAAUACUUGGUAUCGGUAUGGGUGGAUCAGAAUGUCCAAUGCUAGGGAGUCCCAGCAUCUAUAGCAGUCUCAACCCAAUCGUGAACCAACAACCGAUUAACAAAAGGGAUGCGAUUGUUCAAAUGCUGCAGAAUCUCAAAAGGCCUUCCUUGGCGUCCAGGGACUACGAAACGAUGCAUGGAGAGGAAAGUCCAAGCAAUUCGCACAUGUUAUAUGAUUAUAGCUUGAUGGAUGCUUGGAUGUACCAUCCAGUAAAGCGAUACCGGCCAAAUGAGGAUUCCAAGUUAGCUUCGCAGGUCCGAAAUAUGGAUUUGUACGCCGACCAAAAGCACUCAGAGCGAUACAUGCAGUCAUUAAGAGAAUCAAAUGAAGGUGUUUCGAUAGGAGGAUUGAAUAGUGGUUGUUUGAAACAGGAUCCACAAGACCCUUUGGCAUUGCCCGAUGAGUUAAAUACGGAUUCAGUAGUGAAUACUAUGCUGAGUGAGCGACAGAUUAAGACCGAAAUAGGCUGUGAUGCUAGGGACGGUGACGGACAAAUGUUAGGCGUGCAUGAGAUUAAAAAAGAGAAGGAGGAAAAAGAUGAAAGUUUAUUCACAGCACAGGGACUGCAACCGGGAGAAGACGAUCUGGACCAGCUGUUCGAUGAUACCAACUAUAACGACGACAUGCCUCCUAACACGAGUCCCGUUUCAAAUAAAAGCGGAGGAGGAUGCAUGGAAGAUGUCAAAAGGAUGUCCGGUUCUGGCCAUAACAUUAAUAUGGGUAUCCUGAGUCCAAAAGAGUUGUCCAAAAUGUUUCCUACACCGCCUAGCUUAGAGCACCAUCCAAAUUCUAGCCCGGGAGGAGGGGGUUGUCUUUCCGAUGGUAUCAUGAUAGACACCAUGGUCGAGCCGACUACGGUGCCGAUUCUUGGAAGCCCUUUAGAAGAACCUAUCGACGACUGGUCGUACGUGUAUCUACCUCCUACUAUUUGUAAAUAUGUCGGGUCAACCAAAUACGCUCCUCUGCAACAACUCCCCAGUCAACAGAUGCAACCAACGAUAGCGUUGCCCCUCAAUUGUGUAUACAAAUCGACGGCACAACUGCGCAAAGAAAAGCAAGAGCGGGAAAAGUUUAUGAAAUUGCGUGAGCUGCAAGAACAACAAGAAGCUCAGCAGCAGCAAGCUCAAUUAGAAAAUAUUCCUCCCAAUGCGGGAGCUGCCGGUGGAACUACAAGUACAAAUUCAAUCAAACAGGAAUCAGCAAUGACCGUACCGCAACCGCUCAGCACGCCUAAUUCAUUUAAUAACCUUAACGGUGCUGGUCACCCGUAUUCAAAUCCACCAUCUCAAGGUUGUCAACCUCUUUCGAGACCACCUUCAGUCAAUUCAUUACCUGGAGGCAUGAUGAGUGCCGGAGGUAAUUUGCUGAGUCCUUCCCCGCUAAAUAAUGGGAUGAUGAAUAGCAAUAUGUUUCAUCCAGGUGGUGGUGGUGGCGGUGGUAUGGGAAUCCCGAUUCCUAUGCGACAAGGAAUGUCACCGAUUUCUCCAGCUACUCCAGGUGGUGGUAAUGCAACUGGUGGAAGUACUAUGCGCGUACCUACACCACAAGGAUCCUGUCCUUUGCCUUAUCCAUCUCCGUUAGGAAUGGGUCCCGGUGGAAGUCCUAAUCCAAUGGUCUUUCGACGCACUCCGAUUCUUCCUCCUCCACCGUACGAUGUUGCUGUGGCAUCUCCGGCCACUUCAACAACGUCUUCCUAUCACAACAAACAGUUUGGAAUUGAGGACGGACCUCAAACUCCGAUGCUGGGUAACAACAACAACGGUAGCCAGCAAUUACAGGAAUCGCUCAUCGAAAUCAGUGCCCUCUUGGUGAAUGUUUUGCUCUACGACACUUCGCUCAACAUUUUCCGAGACCAUAAUUUCAACAGCUGUACGCUGUGCGUGUGUAACGCAGGACCAAAGUGUGUAGGAAAUAUCCGUGGAGCAGACUCUGGGAUGUACUUACCCCUUCCGGGGACUAAAUUCCUGCUCAACAGCAGCAGUAGCAGUAGUAAGAACGGUUUGUCUAGUGGAAACAACAGCGAACGGGACGGGGUUAAAUCACAAUUCAACGGGAACAAUCAUAACAAUAACGGUGCCUUCGGGAUGGCUGAAUCUCCUGCCGACAACAACGGCAUAGUGUCUAUAAAUACCAACAGUUUACAGAAUGGUUAUCUAGAUGAAGAUCCUGUCAAGUGUACAUGUGGAUUCAGUGCUUCCGUAAAUCGGCGAUUGGCACACCGGGCCGGAUUGUUCUACGAGGAUGAACAAGAAAUCACCGGAAUGGCUGAGGAUCCUUCAUUGCAUAAAAAGAGUUCGCUUCUCGAGUAUCUACUGGGCAAGGGAGAUUACAGCUGCAGUAACGGUGGUGUUAACUGUGAUAUCUCACCGCUACCGUUGAAGAUCAUGGAUCUAUUACGGGAGCAUUGUGCGGUUAUACAGAGUUCGAGUAAUUCGAUACAUCGAGCCGUAGCUCGAUUCCAAAGUGCAAUGACGGCAAAAAGUGUAUCCAAUGCGAUGGUGCAUAUGCUGGAGUAUACAGAUGCCAACGAUGUGAUAUGCUUAGCAUUGGAACAAAGUAGAUUGCAGGCAAUCUCAGAGAAUAAAAACGAAGAAACAGCACUGGUGAAAUACACUGGCUUGGUAGGGGGCGUUAUCAAUGUUCAUAAAUGGCCCUAUUUGCGAGCAGGUGGACCAAAGAGUAAUCUCGAUAUUGUCAGAAUAAUGAAAUCGAUGCAACCCUUGCUACAAGAUGCAUUCCACAAGAAAUCCCAAACUCGUUUGUGGGAUGCUCCGUACACAAUUCAAGGACCCCUAACGUGGCGACAGUUCCAUCGUCUUGCUGGACGAGGUACUGGUCAGUGUGAACCUCAACCUGUUCCUUCUUUGGUCGUGGGAUACGAACGCGAUUGGCUCUCUCUGUCGCCUUAUGCGAUCCAGUAUUGGGACAAGCUGAUGCUAGAGCCGUAUUCCUACGCUCGUGACAUUGCUUAUGUUGUGCUUCUUCCGGACAACGAUUACAUUGUAUCUAGGGUCAAAACGUACUUCAAAGAGCUGAGCACAACCUACGAAAUGUGUAAACUGGGUCGACACAACCCCAUUAAGGGUUGGGAUGGAUUGCUUCGGGUUGGCUCAAAUCGUGUGUUAAAAGAAACUCAAAAUUCCAGCAUGGACGAAUGGUUUAGUAGCUUAGGCGAUACCCGCUUAAGUGAACUUCUCCGUUUGUAUGCUCAGACAUGUCAACAACAAUUGGCGCCCUAUUUGUCGAAAGUACCGUCGGAUAAAAGCCUGCUAGAUCCACCGGAGAAUUACAAUAUGUCUGCUUCGGCUCACGCGGCUGCUAUGGCACUGGCACAGGCGGCUAGCUCCACUCCGAAUCGUGAAGGACCCGGCCAAAGUCCAAUGCUUCCACCGCCGAGUACACCAGAUCCUUCGCAACCCGGCGAUAAAGCGCCCAGUACACCAAAGUCUGAUAACGAUCCCGAGCAACGGGACAAUCUCAACAAUUCGAGUUCGAGUCCUGCCGAUCGGAUGCAACACGAUGACGACGGCAAGGAGCCACCGCACGUGGUGCUCUACAUGGUGGAACCGUUCACCUGUGGAACAGAUUCAUCAGAAACGGAGCGAUUGGCGUGUCUUUCAUUGCUGAGGUGCUAUUCUAAUGUGCUGAACACGGUUCCGGAAUCUAUUCGCAGUAACAUCAGUGUGCAAUUGAUUUCUUUGGAAAACAUUCUCGAGCUUGGACGAAGUCGCAACAGGUUACGACUAAGUGAUCAUAUGCGGUGCCAGGCGUUGAGCAUCUUUUCACAAAGCCGUCGAUAUAUGCAGCAUAUGAACAACGUCAAAAGUCUGACUGGUUUUGGAACAGCAGCCAACGCAGAUCAGUUCAUCAAAAACAAGGAUGAAAAGAACCGCGCUGCCUAUAAACUGUACACACCACCGUAUGUGUUGGCGAAACUCAGCGAGAAGAAAGAAAAUUCGGAAUCCUUUGGACAACCGAGUAUUAAGCAACAGUGUUCGGUCAUGUACUGCAGCUACUGCCUAAGUGAAGACCAGAGCUGGCUUCUGGCGGUGGCCACCGAUGAUCGAGGCGAGUUUUUGGAAACGGUGACCAUCAAUAUCGACAUUCCGAAUCGAGUCAGGCGGAAAAGAGCCUCUGCUCGCAGGAUGGGGUUACAAAAACUGAUGGACUUCAUACUUGGGCUGAUAUCGCAAACGGUGCAACCAUGGCGAAUCGUAAUUGGCCGUAUCGGAAGGAUUGGACAUGGGGAGUUGAAGGGUUGGAGUUGGUUGUUGAGUAAACAAAAUCUUCAGAAGGCCUCCAAACACCUCAAAGAUAUAUGCGAACAAUGUUCACUGAUGCACCCUGUGGCAGUUCCCAGCAUCCUGAGCGCAUGUUUAGUUACUCUUGAACCGGACUCGGAAUUACGUGUGAUGCCGGACCAGUUCACCCCGGAUGAACGGUUCAGUCAGUUAUCCAUGCAAUCGCCACUAACGACUCCCCAGGAUGUGACUUGUACACAUAUUCUUGUGUUUCCGACUAGUGCUAGAACACAGUCGGCACAAUCGGCUUUUGUGGCUGAGCACAUCAACGACGAAUUGGAUGGGUUGAUGGUAGGUGAGGGUAUGGAUGGACUAGGACUCGAUGAAGAAUGUGGCGAGGAAGGCAUCAACGGGCUCGGAGACUUAUUCGAUAACUGGGAUUUGCCAAUCCAAAACAUGCAGCAGGACUCGGGACAGGGAAGCCCAGUUCCCUUUUCUGGGCCAGGACGAACCGAUGACGAGGGCUCAAGCUGUGCGCAGAAUAUGAACGCUGCGCAGGAAGCAGAAGAUGUUGGCUCUUUAGCGCAGCAACCAAUGGCUAUCGGCUACCUGGUAUCGACAGCCCCAACAGGUCGAAUGCCCCACUGGUUUUGGUCCUCUUGUCCGCAUCUGGAAAAUGUCUGUCCAGUGUUUCUGCGAGUAGCUCUCCAUCUCAACAGCUUCCAGAUCCUGCAGAACAAUGACGACCCAAUGGCCCAGUCCCAAUCGACAACGGAACAUCCGCUGGAUUCCAACAUGACGGCCGAUGUACUGCGGUUCGUACUCGAAGGCUACAACGUGUUGUCAUGGUUAGCAAUGGAUUCCAACACGCACGAUCGAUUGUCUUGUUUGCCGAUCCACGUGCAGGUGCUGAUGCAGCUAUACCACAUGACGGCCGCAUUGGCCUAAGGUUUUCGGUGGUAAUGUUCCUCUGGGUUGUACUUUCCCAUGUUCUGUCUGUGAUAUUAGGUAGCAUUGUGUGGAAGAAGAACAAAAACGAGCAAAAAGUUAUUCUAAACAAACAACAACAACAACAACAACAAGCGACUAUAUUGUAACGGUUUUGAAUGAAUUUUUUUGAUAUUAUUUAAAAAAAAUAUUCGUUUCUUUCUCCAAAUGUCGAGAGAAAAGCGUCAGUAUUGCUGGUCUGGCGAACCUAACUCAAAAAAAAAAAGAUUUUGACAGUGAAUAUCUAACACGUAACAAAACGAGAUUAGACGACUAAGCUUGUUGGAACGGUAGAUGCAUGUGUACGGAGUUCCAGCGGUUUUAUGUGUUUUGAGCUACAGUGAAACCAGGAAACCAUGGGAAACAAAAUCUCGAUCGCUGCAGCGACCGCAUGUACAUAAACAAUUAAUUUGAAGACAUAGAGAUGCGUCCAAGUCAAUUUGCAGCGACACUUUAUGAAAGUGAAGAACCCUUGCCACCAGGAGUAGGGAAUUGUAUAAAUUUUAAACAUUAGCCAAGGACAGUAGAUGAUUUAUAAGUAUCAAGUUUAAGUAGAAGCAAACUAGUAAAUUAUGGAACAAAUUAUUUAUAUAAAACUUUAAGCAAACCAUACAAAAGGCAGUUAUUCACUCGAUGAUUGUUUUGAGUAGAAAGUUAAGCAUGCACGCAUGUAUUGUAUAAAGGUAUUAUGAUAAAAAAAACUUGAUUUUUUUUUGCAAACAUGAUCCAAACAAUAUAUCUCAUUAGUUUUAAAACAAGCACUGACACUCUGUUGUAAAUGUGUAAUUGGACAUAAUUUUCUGAGAUCAGAAAUACGUAGUGGAAAGAAACCAUCUGAAUCAGACGUCCUACCCAAAAUAUUUAAAACAAAAUGUAAUCAACCACAAAUUUAGCAAAACAAUUAUUCCUUUGGGGGUAAAACCAUCGAAUGAAAAAGAGCGGGGCGCAGUUAGACAAAGUCUAACUGCUCACGAAGCUUAUCCAUCAAUCACAUCUGAGGGGACGUGUUUAAACGAACCAAUAGACCCGAAAUUUAGAAAGCUUUCUAAAACAACUGAAAAAAAAAGUUUGAAAACAUCAAACAAAUAUGAUAUUUUCCGUACUCGAGAAAGAAAUGAAAAGUUUCCUUAAUGAGAAAUUUGUUACUUGAAAAAUGAAAUUGAAGUAAUAAGAUCAAAAGAUUUACAAAUAAAACGGAACAGAAAUUCUAACAAAGUAAGUUUAGGCCAAAUUGUAAUAUUAUGAGACGAGCGAAGAAACCAAGAGCAAAAUUUUUAUUCUAUAUUAUAAAGAGAGAGAUCGUAAUGAUGAUAAAAUCUUUUCAAAUAAACAACCAUACAUAGAGUGACAAAACAAAAACAAUUUACUCAAAGGAAACUAUGUGUUAAGAAGAAAAAAUUGAAACUUCACAGUAAUCAGAAACGCAAGUAAAUCACCGAAUCAAACCAAGAAACAUUGGUCAGAUGUGUAUUAGUUUUUAAUAUAAUAACGGGAGCUGUAUACUCCCAACAAAAGGCGAAGUUUCGCCGAAUAGUGGAAUGAGACAAAAGGCAAUUAGUCGAAUUUUGUGUGCGUAUGUGGGUGCGUUUGUUGGCGAUGCAUAGUCCGGAAUGAUUGAGGACUCAAAUAUAUAUUAUUAGUGGAUCUAGUAGAACAAGCAGAAUAAUAAAAUUAUUAUUCUAUACACAAUGAUUGAAAAAAAAUGCAAAUGGCGCUGACAAACAACAACAAGAAAACCUAUAAUUAUAAUGAAUUGUAAUUAAUAUUAAAUUAAUUACCUUUACAUGAAUUAUUAUAUAAAAUAUUAAUACUUGUAUAAUGUUAAGGUUUCGUUUACACAAAUACUGAAUAUAAAUGGAAAACUAUUGAAA
Molecule: messenger RNA, 11803 nt
Organism: Uranotaenia lowii
Lineage: Eukaryota; Metazoa; Arthropoda; Insecta; Diptera; Culicidae
Gene: skd
Product: mediator of RNA polymerase II transcription subunit 13
Exons: 15
Coding region: 2001-9893 (2630 amino acids)
Biological process (GO): regulation of transcription by RNA polymerase II
Cellular component (GO): mediator complex
Molecular function (GO): transcription coregulator activity
Source: RefSeq, a predicted model, not a curated record